UUGGAAACGUGCGCUUCAAAAAGUUCUCUCUCCCGCAACUGGGAGUCGUCGUCCCCCGCAGCGGACGCGUGCAAAGAACGUCAAACAAAAGUUUUUUAUUACAUGGCUUUAGUGAAAUUUCAAACAGCAAAUUGUUAAAUGAAAUUAGCAAAAUAUUUAAUAGUAAAAUACAAAUAAAAAAGAAGAGCAAACAGUUUUUGCAGUGGCCGUAAGUGGCGUUGGGUCUGGCGUGUCAUUAGUUGUAUCGAGAGUGCGAGAGGAGAAAAAAUAAUAAACUUGAUUACAAUGUUAAAUGUGGAAACUUUGGGCACGCAAAGCGUCAAAGCGUAGACGCUGACGGCGACGCUGGCGCCGACGUCGCAGCUAGCAUUGUGUAUAAUAAAAUUGGCAAAAAGCCCCCGCCGCCACACGACCCUCUUUGUAAUAGAGUGGGGCCGGCAGCAGCAGCAGCAGCAGCAGCAGCAGCAGCAGCAGAAGUAGAAGCAGAAUCAGCCGAAACAAGCAAAGAUGUGCGCGCACAAUACAAAAAAUUACAAACCAUACUUUUGGGAGCGGCAAAUGGCCAAAAUCAACAGCGAUGCUGCUGAGCGUGCGAAAUAAGCAAUAAGAAGGAAAGAGAGCUAGAGAGGGAGACAGAGAGCGAGAGCGAGCGAGACAUAGAGCAACACCAACAACAACAGCAGGACGCUUUCAUCCACAAGCACGGAGAGACAGAGAGACAGCAAGCGAGAGAGAGAGAGAGGAGCUGCGGCAGCAGCGCAUGGCCAGUGGAAAAAUGGCCAACGCCUUGCGUGGGUGCAGCCAAAAGGAUAAGCAAAGGAUGAAAGCUGAAAACUGAAGCGCAGAGCACAAGGACACACAGCGAACGAGCGCAACAGAGAGCGAGAGAGCGAUAGAGAGUGUCAGAGAGAGAAGCUUAAAGAAAAGAGUAAGGAGGAAACGCAUUUGCCAUGGAGCCAGUGAUGAGCCUGGCCCUGGCCGCCCAUGGCCCGCCCAGCAUACUUGAGCCGCUGUUUAAAACCGUAACUACGAGCACAACGACCACAUCGACGACGACGACCACAACCACAACGACGACCAAUAGUCCGGCGCAUCUGUCGUCCACGGGCACCACGCUGCUGACGGCGCUGCUCGAGAAUCUGACAACAACGGCAGCCAGCGGCCUGUACGAUCAGUAUCCGUACGGGAAUGACACGAACGGCACGAUGGUCUUUGAGACAAAGGGUCCACGGUACUCGCUCGCCUCGAUGGUGGUCAUGGGCUUCGUGGCGGCGAUUCUGAGCACGGUAACGGUGGCGGGCAAUGUCAUGGUGAUGAUCUCCUUCAAGAUCGACAAACAGCUGCAGACGAUCAGCAACUACUUUCUCUUCUCGCUGGCCAUUGCGGAUUUUGCCAUCGGAGCCAUCUCCAUGCCGCUUUUUGCGGUGACGACGAUCCUCGGCUACUGGCCCCUCGGGCCGAUUGUUUGCGACACUUGGCUGGCCCUCGACUAUCUGGCCUCGAACGCCUCCGUGCUGAACCUGCUGAUCAUCAGCUUCGAUCGUUAUUUCAGUGUCACGCGGCCGCUGACGUACCGCGCCAAGCGCACCACCAACCGGGCGGCGGUGAUGAUUGGCGCCGCUUGGGGCGUCAGCCUGCUGCUGUGGCCGCCCUGGAUCUACAGCUGGCCGUACAUCGAGGGCAAGCGAACAGUGCCGCAGGACGAGUGCUACAUUCAGUUCAUUGUCACCAAUCAGUACAUUACCUUUGGCACGGCACUGGCUGCCUUCUAUUUUCCCGUCACGAUUAUGUGUUUCCUCUACUGGCGCAUCUGGCGUGAGACGAAGAAGCGGCAGAAGGAUUUGCCCAACUUGCAGGCGGGCAAAAAGGAUUCCAGCAAGCGCUCCAAUAGCAGUGACGAGAACACGGUGGUAAAUCACACAGGAGGCGGCGGCGGACUGCUGGCCUUUGCCCAAUUGGGCGGCAAUGAGCACGACACCUGGCGACGUCCGCGCUCCGAGAGCUCGGCGGAUGCGGAGAGUGUUUACAUGACCAACAUGGUGUUGGAUUCCGGCUACCAUGGCAUGCAUUCGCGCAAGUCAAGCAUCAAAAGCACAAAUACAAUCAAAAAGCCAUACAAUUGCCUUGGCAGCGUCAAGGAGUGGUGCAUUGCGUGGUGGCAUUCCGGGCGCGAGGACUCCGAUGACUUUGCCUACGAGCAGGAGGAGCCGUCGGAUUUAGGGUAUGCAACACCAGUAACAAUUGAAACUCCUUUACAAAGCUCCGUCUCCAGAUGCACCUCGAUGAACGUGAUGCGGGACAACUACUCGGUGGGUGGCAGUGCGAGCGGUGUGCGCCCGCCCAGCAUCCUGCUGUCGGAUGUCUCGCCCACACCGCUGACGCGUCCCCCCAUGCCACUCAGCUCCAUUUCGCAGAUGCAGGAGCUGAAUGCCAGCGGAAACAGCAGUCACAACAGCAGCAAUAACUGUGCCGGAGCGGCAGGAGCGAGCACAGGGAACGGCACAGCCAUCGGGUUGGGCCUGGGCCUAGGCCUGGCCACGGCAAACGGAACGACCAGCGGCAAUGGCAAUGCAACUGCAGCUGGGAAUGGCAGCAGCACGUUGCCGGUUAUCAAUCGCAUCAACUCCAGAUCCGUCAGCCAGGACUCGGUCUACACGAUACUCAUUCGCCUGCCCUCGGACGGAGCCUCAUCGAAUGCGGCACAAAGCAGGGCAGCGGCAGGAGGAGGAGCAGCAGCAGCAGCAGCCUUAGGAGAAGCCGCUGUUGGGGCCACUGCAGUGCCAGCUGGAGGCCAAGGCGAUUGUGCGCCCUCCAUCAAGAUGAUACAAGAGGAUGCGACACCCUCGGCCAUAGCCAGCACGGUGCCACCACCCACACUGGCCGCCACACGGAGGCCGUUGCCGUCACGAGACUCCGAGUUCAGUCUGCCCCUGGGCAGGCGCAUGUCACACGCCCAACAUGACGCCCGCCUUCUCAAUGCCAAGGUCAUACCCAAGCAGCUGGGCAAGGCAGGGGCCGGCGCUGCGGGUGGUGCGGCGGGGCAGCACGCGCUCAUGAAUGCCCGCAAUGCGGCGGCCAAGAAGAAAAAGAAGUCACAGGAGAAGCGCCAAGAGACAAAGGCGGCCAAGACACUGUCCGCCAUUCUGCUGAGCUUCAUCAUCACCUGGACACCGUACAACAUCCUGGUGCUGAUCAAGCCACUGACCACCUGCUCGGAGCACUGCAUACCCGCCGAGCUGUGGGACUUUUUCUACGCGUUGUGCUACAUCAACUCCACCAUCAAUCCCAUGUGCUAUGCCCUGUGCAAUGCGUCCUUUCGGCGCACCUACAUCCGCAUUCUCACCUGCAAGUGGCACACACGAAACCGCGAGGGCAUGGUGCGUGGCGUCUACAAUUAGAUCUCCCACACCACAAACACUAUCCGGAAACUUGCUAUAGGAAGUUACAACUAGGCUAAGAUUCAGUUGGGAUAACAAAAACUACUUGCAGUUGCAAUAAAUGUUGUGUGCUAAGAGGCAGGCAGGAGGAGGGGAACUCUUCGGCAAGUAAACCAAAAAUAGGCUUAGUUAUUAACCCAUUGACAAGCAGUACUGAUUUUUUGAUGUCUAGCCCUGGAUUAUAUACACAAAAUAUAUUAUAUAUACACCACUGCUUCGGGAGGGUUGCUCAGUCAUUUGCUUACCGUUCCCUUUUCCGUGGUAUUCCUGAAUGCAACUCAACCAAAGACAUGUGCCCAAUGUUCAACCUUCGACUCGAGCAACCCUCUCGAUAUUUAGCUUAAACAAAUCCCCAAACAGCUGAGCGUUGAUCACGGCAGAGAUGGGUUUACAUUGGGUUUGGGCUUUCCAUUUUUGUUGGGUACUGUUUAGGUAGGCGGACAAAAAGAAUUUAAUACAAAUAUAGUGGAUUACGAUUUGGAAUACAUACAAUACAUAAAGUACAUUACAUAAAUACAUAUACAUAUAUGAUUAUUAUUAUAUUAAAUUAUAUAUUAUACACAAUGCAAAAAUAUAUACUAUGAAACCUAUGCAUAAGCUUUAGACGUUGAAUGGGAGACAGUAUAGGAAAUUGUGGGGAAACCAUUCCAAAAAAGCUUUAAAACAAGUUCAAACUACCGAAAACGGAUACGGAUAACGGAUACGGAUACGGAUACGGGCUGGUUGCAUCAUUGGGUUGCAUUCCCAACUUAGUUCUUAAUUUUGGGAAACUAUAGCUUGGUGUGGGAGGGGGAGGGGGAGGGUGGUAAAUUGUGAUCGUACUCUGCUCGUUUAUUGAUAGGUUGAAAGUCAGUUUUGUAUAGAAAUAAAGCAAGCAAUGGGGGGGUUAGGCAAGAGGCAACCACUAAAUGUAAAGCAAACAAAUUUGUAUUGAACCAGUAGCAAGGUAUUUGCGUAUAUCCCAAAUACGUUUAUUUAUGAUGUAUUACAAUUGUAUGUUUUAAGAACGAGACCCACCAUAGUUCAACAAACUAGGAACAAAAACCUUUUUGUAACUGAUAAAAAAACCAAAAAAACCAAAACAAAAUGUAACGUAAAAUCCAGAGUUUAUCGAAUUGAAACCCAAAGCAAUAGACACAGAUCAAGAGAUGCCUCCACUCGCUGACUGGAGCAACAUAUCUUGCUGCGGCAUGCCCCAUAGAGCAGCGACUCGUACUAUAUAUUACAUUAAAUUCCGAAGUAUCUUCGAACUGCACCAAAAAAAUCAAGUAACUCCAAUAACUAAAAUUGCAAGCAUAUUCAAAUCAUAUGAAAUACAACAAAUAGAAACUACUAACUACAGUCUAAGCAACCAAUACAUGGACUUGGUACACCCAUCUGUGGACUACGGACUGUACCACGGAUCGGAACCCGUUUUUAUUGUGUGUGGAUCCAAAACAAAUUUGUCAAAUCGAAGCUGAAAUCAAAGCAAAACAUUUGUAGUCGUCUGUGGCACAAAACGCGUAUUUAUACCUAACGAUACGAUACGGAAACGACAUAUAUAUAUAUACUAUAUACCAUAUAUAACUAUAGAUAUGUAAUAAUUACAGAGUUUAUCGCCUGGCAACCAAAUAGCCAAGUGAACAAAAAACCAAAACUACAAACCCAAAAGACAUGAUUUACAACCAACCACAAGGCACAUCCACAAAAUGAAGCAUAUAGCAACACCAAUCGAGCAAAAAACCAACCUAAUAUAUAUACACACACACAUACAUAUAGAUAACAUAGAUACAACACACAAAAAGGGAGUAAAAGAUGAGCAAAAGUGCGCGUAUGAGGAUCAGGAACAGCAGACGAGCGCUUCGUGGAGUGAAGGUUUAAUUGCAUACAAUCUAAUUGUUUGGAAAAAUACACUAUGGAUAUAUAUAUAGAGAGUAAUGCAUACAUACAUAUAUCUAUGAAUUAAAAGCUAACAAUAAAACAUGUGAAUGAAAAGCA
Messenger RNA from Drosophila subobscura, 5414 nucleotides. It is a transcript of the gene mAChR-A, whose product is annotated as muscarinic acetylcholine receptor DM1. Lineage: Eukaryota; Metazoa; Arthropoda; Insecta; Diptera; Drosophilidae. Gene Ontology annotation, molecular function: G protein-coupled serotonin receptor activity; G protein-coupled acetylcholine receptor activity. The record is from RefSeq and is a predicted model, not a curated record. Gene Ontology annotation, cellular component: dendrite; synapse; plasma membrane. Bases 951 to 3398 code for a protein of 815 amino acids. The transcript has 5 exons. Gene Ontology annotation, biological process: chemical synaptic transmission; G protein-coupled receptor signaling pathway, coupled to cyclic nucleotide second messenger; adenylate cyclase-inhibiting G protein-coupled acetylcholine receptor signaling pathway.